AUGCCUAAUAAGCAAUCACAAACAUUUAAAGAAGUACAUUACAGUAACUGUAUACCCAAUGCUCCGGUAGAUAAUAGGCCGCUUGCCGUUAGGAGCGAACUUGAAUAUGGAAAAUUAAAGUCGGAAAAAUAUCUACACGUUUCAAAACAUCCGAUUGGUGAACCGUUACCAACUCCUAUAGAUGAUGAUCCUCCAUAUGUCAUAUACUUGUCAACUUAUUUGAAUUUCCUUAUAUUGAUUAUAAUUGGUCACAUUAGAGACUUUUUUGGUAAGAUUUUCAAACCUCAAGAAUACAAGCAUUUGGUUGAAAAAGAUGGAUAUGCCCCUUGGUACGAUGGAUUUGAAAGUUUUUAUGUGCGUAGAUUGAAAACGAGAAUUGAUGACUGUUUUGCAAGGCCUAUUCAUGGGGCUCCAGGAAGGUUCAUUAAGUGCUUUAAUAGAAUCAGAGAGGGCAAAACUGGGUAUUUAUAUGAUGGUACUUCAAGGGAAUGCUUGAACUUGUCUUCUUAUAACUAUCUUGGAUUUGCACAAUCAAGUGGAGUUUGUACUGAUUUUGCAUUGAAAUGUGUUGACGAAUAUGGUACCUCGGGGUGUUCUCCUAGAGUUUAUUGUGGAACCACGGACUUGCACCGAGAAUGCGAGCGUAUUGUUGCUGAUUUCGUUGGUAAAGAAGAUGCAAUUAUUGUGAGUCAAGGGUAUGGUACAAAUGCAAAUUUUUUUGCUUCAAUAGCAGAUUCAAAGACAUUGGUUAUAUCGGACGAGUUGAACCACGCUUCGAUUAGAUUUGGUAUUAGAUUGUCGGGAGCCAUUGUUAAGGUUUAUAAGCAUAAUGAUAUGAAGGAUUUGGAAAAAUUAAUAAAAAACCAAAUUGCCCAGGGACAACCAAAGACGCAUAGACCAUGGAAGAAAAUCAUUAUUGCUGCUGAAGGAUUGUACUCUAUGGAGGGGAACAUGUGUAACUUGCCUGCGUUGAUUGAGCUCAAGGACAAGUACAAGUGUUAUUUAUUUGUCGAUGAAGCUCAUUCAAUUGGAGCCUUGGGACCUGAAGGAAGAGGUAUUUGUGAUUACUUUUCAGUUGAUCCUUCGCGAGUGGACAUUUUGAUGGGUACUUUUACCAAGUCAUUUGGUGCAACAGGUGGCUACAUUGCCGGUGACAGAUAUCUUAUUGAGAAACUAAGAGUUAACUAUAUCACCCAAGCAUAUAGUGAAAGUGUUCCGCCACCGGUUGUUGGCCAAAUUAUAUCUUCAUUAAAUGUCAUAAAGGGAACACUAAACCCUGGCGAAGGACAAGAGAGACUACAAAGAAUUGCUUUUAAUUCCAGAUACUUGAGAUUGGGAUUGAAAAAGCUUGGUUUUAUUGUUUAUGGAGCCGACGAUUCUCCAGUGAUUCCCUUGUUGUUGUUUUUACCCUCUAAAAUGCCCGCUGUGUCGCGAAUGUUGUAUGAUAUGGGAAUCGCUGUUGUGAUUGUGAGCUAUCCAGCAACCCCUUUGAUCAGUGCUAGAGCGAGAUUAUGCGUUUCCUCAGCAUUGACCAAGGACGAUUUGGAUUAUGUUCUAGCCAAAAUAAGCGAAGUUGGCGAUUUGAUUUAUUUGAAAUUUAGUAGUGGUAUCGCCGGAGGUUCUAAAGUACCUGGUGAACCACCUCGUUGGACCAUUGAAGAAGUCUUGGCAACAAACGUGGAGGAUUGUAAAAAGCCGAAAUUAGUAUAG
Lodderomyces oxycetoniae is the source of this 1710-nucleotide messenger RNA. It is a transcript of the gene LCB2, whose product is annotated as serine C-palmitoyltransferase. The record is from RefSeq and is a predicted model, not a curated record. Lineage: Eukaryota; Fungi; Ascomycota; Pichiomycetes; Serinales; Debaryomycetaceae. Gene Ontology annotation, molecular function: pyridoxal phosphate binding; serine C-palmitoyltransferase activity. Gene Ontology annotation, cellular component: serine palmitoyltransferase complex. Bases 1 to 1710 code for a protein of 569 amino acids. The transcript has a single exon. Gene Ontology annotation, biological process: sphingosine biosynthetic process; ceramide biosynthetic process.